AUGGCGCCAAAUAAAAGAAGUGUCGUUUGGCAAUUCUUUGAUAAAAAUAAAGAUAAUAACAAAGUUAAAUGCAAAUUGUGUUCAUCUGUAUAUAAAGACGUAGGAAAUACUACAACAUUGGUGAAACAUAUAAGGAAAAGACAUUUAGUUCAGUACAGUGAAGCGAUUGGACAAAAUUUACCCAGGGAACUAAAUGAAAAUGUACCUGAACAGAUUUGUACUAAUUCUUUAAUUAGCGGAGCAGAAGCCGAUCAAAUUCAAAACGAUAUCAUUUUGCCGCCAUCACAGAUACGAAAUGUCACAGAGUCCAAUGAACCCCCUCCGAAGCGCCCAAAACAAAUGCGUUUAAUUGCUCCUACUAAAAUCAACCAAAAAGUAGGAGAUGAUGCGCUAUUAGAUUUGAUUGUUUUAGAUAUGCAGCCACUACAAAUAGUUGAAAACGAAGGUUUUAAAAAGUAUUCGCUAAGAUUAAAUCCGGAUUAUGUGUUGCCAUCACGAAAAAAGUUGACCCAAAUGCUGGAAGAUAAAUACAAAAUAUGCCGUUCAGAAGUUAUUGGCAAAUUACAAAGUGUGGAACAUAUAGCUCUGACAACUGAUAUAUGGAGUUCAGACAGUCAAAAGAGCUUCAUAUGUGUAACUGCACAUUUUAUAAAUAAUUCAAAACUGCACUCUAUGGUAGUGUCGACGACUGAGCUCUCCCAACAUCACACUGCAUUAAAUAUUGCAAAUGCAUUGCGGACUACAUUAACAGAGUGGGAGAUAUACGAUAAAGUAGUUACGAUUGUAACUGAUAAUGCUUCGAGCAUGAAAAAAGCAGUCAAGGAUUAUUUACAAAAAAGGAACCAUUUCUGUGUCGCACACACACUAAAUCUUGCCGUUAAAGACUGCAUUAGCAAAGAUAGUGAGAGUGAGACGGACCAUAAUAGACAUUUAAAAAAUGCUGCAGUGCUGGAUAUUGUUUCAAAAAGUCGUGCAAUAGUAACCCACUUUAAACAGAGUAUUAAAUCAUCUAAUACACUUAGAGACAUGCAGAGCCAAAUGAACUUAGAGAUAAUUAAACUAAAACAAGACGUACAAACAAGGUGGAACUCUACUUUCUAUAUGUUUGAAAGAUUGUUAAAAGUCAAAGCUCCUCUAUCCGCUACUUUAUCACUUAUUGACUCACCUCCGCCAAACUUAAAUUCAACUGAAUGGCAGAUUCUGGAAGAUUGUGUGGCUCUUUUACAACCAGUGGAAAAAAUCAGCACCGUAUUAUCUGGGGAGUCUUACCCGACGCAGUCUAUCAUUAUUCCCCUAGUAAGAGGAUUACAGAGUGCUAUAAUAAAGAAGAGACCAAGCACUGAACCUGGAAAUCACGUACAGAGGUCAUUAUUGGAAAUUAUAGACAAAAGACUAGGUGUUUAUGAAUCGAAUCGGACUGCAGCAAAGGCGACCAUUCUAGACCCUCGAUUUAAAAAAAAUGCAUUUGGGACCAUUAGUACUGCAGAAAAUGCAGUUAAAUAUGUAUUAGAGGAACUGGUUCAAUAUCAGCCAGUUCAGGGGCAAACAUCAGAACGAGCCAUUGCUUCGACAUCUGAAGUUUCCAUUUCAAAUAAGGCCGAUGACUCGGAUAUAUGGGAAGACUUUGACAGGAAAAUAAGUGAAACUGUCAUGCAUCAGACUCCAAUCUCUUCUGCCUCCAUUGUUUUAAGACAAUAUCUAGAUCUGCCAUAUAUAGCAAAUAGCAAAACAUAUAGCAAAACCCAAUACAUUUUUGGAAGCAAAGGGAAAAUGUAUAUCCAACCCUAUGCCGGAUGGCAUAUAAAUAUUUAUGCAUUCCCGCUACCUCAGUGCCGUCGGAACGACUUUUUUCAAAGGCUGGUUUACUUACGAAUCAAAGAAGGAACAGACUCAUGCCAAAAAAAGUUGACCAAAUAUUAUUUUUAA
Molecule: messenger RNA, 1926 nt
Organism: Parnassius mnemosyne (clouded apollo)
Lineage: Eukaryota; Metazoa; Arthropoda; Insecta; Lepidoptera; Papilionidae
Source: the annotation of a GenBank genome assembly